Molecule: messenger RNA, 315 nt
Organism: Danaus chrysippus (African queen)
Lineage: Eukaryota; Metazoa; Arthropoda; Insecta; Lepidoptera; Nymphalidae
Source: the annotation of a GenBank genome assembly
AUGAAGCGACGGCUCGGGUUGAAGGAGACGCUCCACGAGCAACAAUUAUAUAGAUCAAUAACGAAUACCACUAUGUACAACAAACAACGAGUCAACAGACAGUCACGUGUUUAUGGAGUGAUGGAGAUGUAUGAAAGACUCGCUGACCGCUGUUGGGACACGGAGCACUCACCAUUAAUAUAUGUGGAGGAUGACUUAAAUGACAAUGACAAUAUUUUAUUGACCUCAUUAUUACCACGGGACUGUUUACUACAUCAAACAGAAAAGAAUAAUUCACAUAAUAUGAUAACAAAUAAAGAAAGCGAGGACUCGUAA